Molecule: messenger RNA, 210 nt
Organism: Trypanosoma brucei brucei TREU927
Lineage: Eukaryota; Euglenozoa; Kinetoplastea; Trypanosomatida; Trypanosomatidae
Exons: 1
Coding region: 1-210 (69 amino acids)
Source: RefSeq, a predicted model, not a curated record
AUGACUUCAGUAGCUUCUCCGUUCUGUUGUUUUCUUUUCUGUUACGGUCCGCACACGCGGUUGCAUUUGUAUGCGCACUCUGCAUUAUUAUUAUUAUUAUUUUGUCUUCCUCCUUCCCUAUACUCCAAUGACGUUAGAACGGUAGGAGUCAGCUCAGCGUCCACACGGUGGCUUCUUCUCGGCUUAGAGUUGAAGAAAGGUGAAAAGUAG